AUGUCGACCUGUGGGCCAAAUCUCAGUCAAGCCAUGGCUUUCGAUUUAACUGCAAAUAAUACACACGUUUCCGAAGUCGGCAAUGGCUUCCAGGUCCAAAUAAUACGGAUCAAGUUCCACCUCAAUAUUGUCCCCCUACGCCAGAAUGUGAGAUUAUCCGUCUGGAGACACUGUGGAAUACGUGCCAGCAAAGUCAAGGCCCCAACGUUCCAAUGA
Molecule: messenger RNA, 216 nt
Organism: Sclerotinia sclerotiorum 1980 UF-70
Lineage: Eukaryota; Fungi; Ascomycota; Leotiomycetes; Helotiales; Sclerotiniaceae
Exons: 2
Coding region: 1-216 (71 amino acids)
Source: RefSeq, a predicted model, not a curated record